Messenger RNA from Oncorhynchus masou masou (cherry salmon), 5343 nucleotides. RefSeq names its product glutathione hydrolase 5 proenzyme-like. The coding region runs from base 91 to 1776 and encodes 561 amino acids. The record is from RefSeq and is a predicted model, not a curated record. Gene Ontology annotation, cellular component: plasma membrane. Gene Ontology annotation, molecular function: glutathione gamma-glutamate hydrolase; leukotriene-C(4) hydrolase activity. The transcript is spliced from 12 exons. Gene Ontology annotation, biological process: leukotriene D4 biosynthetic process; inflammatory response; glutathione catabolic process. NCBI's taxonomy places the organism in Eukaryota, Metazoa, Chordata, Actinopteri, Salmoniformes, Salmonidae.
UACUGUACCACGCGCUCCUGUGACGGGACUAUACAAUACCAUACUCCGCUGGGCAGAAAGUGCUCUUGGAAAAGUUUUACUCCUGAAAGUAUGGCCAGAUAUAAGCCCUGGCAGUUUGGUUGCUGUCUCUGUAUUGGUUUAUUGGGUGCUAUAAUAUCAAUUUGUCUCUGCAUAGCCUUCGAUGUAUUUAUCCACCGGGGAUGCUCGGAAGACACCUUCAAGAACGCGGCGGUUUCUGCGGACUCUCAACUUUGCUCAGAGAUUGGCAGAGACAUACUGCUAGAAGGAGGGUCGGCAGUAGAUGGGGCCAUUGCAGCUCUGUUAUGCACCUCACUGGUCAACCCUCAGAGCAUGGGCCUGGGAGGAGGCUCUAUAUUUACUGUUAGGGAUACAUUUGGUAAGGUGAAAACCUUCAGUUCGAGAGAGACUGUCCCACAGUUAUUCAAAGCUGACCUGUUGAAGGGCUGUCCCACAUCUGUCACAUUUAUCACAGGUAGUCAAUGGAUUGGCGUUCCUGGAGAGUUGCGUGGGUAUGAGGUGGUUCACAGACAGUAUGGGAAGCUGCCCUGGGCCCGGCUGUUUGAGCCCACCAUUAGACUGGCCAGAGAGGGAUUCCCCCUGCCGCCCUUCCUGGGACGCCUCCUUAACUUCCCAAUCAUAGAAAACCUGGUGAAAGCAACAUCACUCUGUGAGGUGUUCUGCAACAAGAACAAAACGGUGCUGGGCAUGGGGGACAUAUUGAAGUUCCCUAAGCUGGCGGAAACCAUGGAAACCAUUGCAGAACAAGGAGCAGAUGCCUUUUAUACUGGCCAAAUUGGACUUGACUUGAUCCAAGAUGUAAAAGCAGCAGGUGGGACCCUAACCAUGGAGGAUCUGAAGUCAUUCCAAGUCAGAGUGGAAGAUGCCUGGACUGUUCCUCUGGGAGAUUACCAGAUGCACAUCCCUCCACCUCCAGCAGGGGGAGCCAUGCUUGCCUUUAUUCUCAACAUCAUUAAAGGGUUUCAUUUCACCCCCAGGUCCAUGGAGGGGGACCAGAAGGUCCUGACCUAUCACUGCUACAUUGAGGCAGCUAAAUUUGCUAACGGACAGAGAACACGCGUCCACGAUCCUGUCUUCAACCCUAAAACAGAUGCAUCGUAUAUGGUGGACUCAGAUUUUGCUGAUCGGAUCAGGGUAUUGAUCAGUAAAAACCGUACCUAUAACAACUCCUACUACAACAUCACACAUUCCCCUGACCGCUUUGGGACCACACACGUGUCAGUCCUGGCUGAAGAUGGAUCUGCAGUCUCUGUCACAAGCACCAUCAACCAAAUUUUUGGGGCAGCGAUUUACUCUCCUAGAACAGGCAUCAUCCUUAACAAUGAGCUGGCGGACUUCUGUUUUAGAGCAGAGAGAGUCAGUGCAGGUGAACAACCUCCCUCUUCAAUGGCUCCAGCUAUACUGAGCUCCAGCUCUGGAAAGAAUACCCUUGUAAUUGGGGGAUCUGGGGGUAGCAUGAUCACCACCGCCAUGGCCCUGUCAAUCAUGAACCACCUUUGGUUGGGGAUGAGUUUGAAAGAGGCCAUUGCUGCUCCUGUAGUGUUUGUUGAUGGCAACAACAACGUGAACUUUGAGCCUGCCUUUGAUAAGUCUGUGAUAGAGGCCCUAAAGGUAAUUGGGCACAGAGUGACAGACUACCCAUACUUCUUCAACGUGGUCAAUGCUGUGGCCAAGGAGGACAAAUGCAUCACAGCCGUGUCAGACGGCAGAAAGCAGGGCAAAGCUGCUGGCUACUGACCAAUAGAAAACCAGGACAUUAAGAGGUUCCCAGGACCAGGUGUUCCCUUACUCAGGUCUACAGCCAAAUAGUGGGCCUCAGUAGAUCACUGCAGUAGAUCCAAGGGGAUCAUCAUUUUAGUGAGAUGUAUUUUUAUAGUUCAUUUAUUUGUAUAUAUUAAACCAACAGUCCAAGAGCCUUAUUCUAAACCAACAGUCCAAGAGCCUUAAGAAGAAUCAAAUGUGCCUCUUGACAUAAUAGUUUGGGCAUUUUGGGGGGGGCCUCUCACUUUGGCACUCAAAUGGAUGGAGUUUCACAUUUUACAAAGUACAUACAGUACAUAUUUGUUCUUGAGGACUUACUGCACAGUACACAUACAGUAUAGUGAGGUCCUGAAGGAACUGACAUGGGAACAGAAGGUCAGUACAGCCUGUCAGCCUGUGGUAUCAUGGGGCUCUUGCUGUGACCACAAGGACCUGUCAGAUUCAGGCAGAACAUGUAACCACACAAUCUUCCAAGUUCAUUUAUUAGUCCUUCUCUGGAGUGUAGUAGCAAAUAGAUAGCAAAUAGAAUCAACAUCUGAAAUAGCAAGUAAAUCGGUUAGAGGGGCUGAAUGAAUUCUGGUGCGAUAGUGAUAGUAUGCAAUCUUGCAAAGCUUUAAUGGCACGUAUUACCAAAAUGUGAAAAGUAAUGAGCACUGAUGUUGAUACUGUGAGAGUACUGUGUUAGCUUUUUAUGUAUUUAAUUGACCUCACUAGGGCCUGUUGUCACAAAUGUACAGAUUUAUAUAGGUCCCCUCCAGGUCUAUUAAAACUUCAACCAGUGUUAACUUUCAGCAAGUUGUGUCUGAGAUGAAUACUAAUUAGUUCUAUUUUUUUCUGUUUGCCCUAAAAGAGGUGAGAACAGCCCCCCCCCCCCCCCCCCCCACCCCGCCCCGACAGAGACAAAGGCAAUAGUAAUGAGAUGUGUUUCAAUAGUGGAGCUUAUGAAUGAGUAAUGAUCUCCGAAGUGGAUCCUCCCAGGCGCUAGAUGUGAAUUAUGAAAACAUGCAAAUUUGCUACCCAGUGUUAGGUGCUGGUAUCUGGUGUUCAUGUGGGAUAAUUUGGAGUAAAGGAGCUCAGUCUUUGGUAUGUGGCAGAGUGUUUCAUCAGGUUUAGCUGAAUGAUAGUAAGGCUCUCGUGAAUCAGACCAUCUCGAACACUCGUGGAAAUGCUUGACUAAAGCCUUAUUCAACUCUCCAAUACAGCAUAUUCUCUGUCCAGGGCAUGCCAAAGCUGUAAAAUAGUUGUUAAAAGCUUUGCCUCAUAGUUUUGUCUCUUUUGUAUCCUGCUCUCCAAAGGUUUAAGUGCUUUGUGGUCCUUUCCCUCCAAUAAUACAGUGAGAGAUGUGGUAUGACCCUGUCAGAAGAGACAGUAUUGUUGAGGUCAUGUCAUGAGCGUUUACUGAACUCUUGUUGGUGGGGAAUGAUUGUUAAAGUCAUAAACUGUAGCUCUGCAGCACUUUGACCUUUGUCCAUAGUACGUCACAUGUCCAAAACAUGACGCUAAAGACAAUAGACACAGGUUCAAUUUUUGCUGACAGACCUUGUCCCUUUUUGUUUGCUAUAUUUGGUCAUAGAGUAUAUGGUCUAUGCUACACAUUCACUAUAUCCCUGAUAUGGUGCUACUGAGAAUAGUUCCAGGUUUGGUUUACAUUAGUUUUCUUGUGAUCCUCUAUGCUAUUAUGACAUAAUGGUUUCAUGUUUACUGUCCAAGUAACAUGCAUCAAGUAAACGCAUGCAAUAUAUAUAUAUUUUUUUAAAGUGUGGGGAAACAGUUAUGUCACACUUAGCCUUACAAGUUAAAAAAUGAUCAUCAAUAAAUAUGUUGUCAUGGUAUAGGCAAUGUGAUGCAGAAACGUUGGUGGUUUAGCAAAUAGAUUUCUGGUAGCUUAUGCAGUGCUUUUGGAAAGUAUUCAGACCCCUUGACUUUUUCCACAUUUCUUAACGUAACAGCCUUGUUUAAAAUGUAUUAAAUUGUUUUUCCCCCCCAUCAAUCUACACACAAUACCCCAAUACUGACGAAGCAAAAACAGAUUUUUAGAAAUGUUUGCAAAUGUAAAAACUCAAAUAUCACAUUAGCAUAAGUAUUCAGUCCCUUUACUCACUAUUUUGUUGAAGCUCCUUUGGCAGCGAUUACUGCCUUGAGUCUUCGUGGGUAUGAUGCUACAGUACAAGCUUGGAACACCUGUAUUUCUCCCAUUCUUCUUUGCAGAUCCUCUCAAGCUCUGUUAGGUUGGAUGGGGAGUGUCACUGCGCAGCUAUUGUCAGGUCUCUCCAGAGAUGUUCGAUCGGGUUCAAGUCCAGGCUCUGGCAGGGCCCUCAGGGACAUUCAGAGACUUAUUCCAAAACCGCAUUGACUUGGCUGUGUGCUUAGUGUCGUUGUCCAGUUGUAAGGUGAACAUUCGCACCAGUCUGAGCCCUCUGGAGCAGGUUUUCAUCAAGGAUCUCUCUGUACUUUGCUCUGUUCAUCUUUCCCUCCAUCCUGACUAGUCUCCCAGUCCCUACCGCUGAAAAACAUCCCCACAGUAUGAUGCUGCCACCAACAUGCUUCAGCAUAGGGAUGGUACCAGGUUACCUCCAGAUGUGACGCUUGGUAUUCAGACCAUAGAGUUCAAUCUUGGUUUCAUCAGACCAGAGAAUCUUGUUUCUCAAGGUCUGAGAGUCCUUUCUGUGACUUUUGGCAAACUCCAAGUGCUGCCACGUGCAUUUUACUGAGGAGUGGCUUCCGUCUGGACACUACCAUAAAGGCCUGAUUGGUGGAGUGCUGCAGAGAUGGUUGUCCUUCUGGAAGGUUCUCCCAUAUCCACAGGGGAACUCUGGAGCUCUGUCAGUGACCAUUGGGUUCUUGGUAAUCUCCCUGACCAACGCCUUUCUCCCCUGAUUGCUCAGUUCUUGGUAGAGUCUUGGUGGUUCCAAACUUCUUCCAUUUAAGAAUGAUUGAGGCCACUGUGUUCUUGGGGACCUUCAAUACUGCAGAAAUGUUUUUGGGACCCUUCCCCAGAUCUAUACCUCAUCACAAUCCUGUCUCGGAGCUCUACGGACAAUUCCUUCAACCUCAUGGCUUUGUUUUUGCUCUGACAUGCACUGUCAGCUAUGGGACCUUUAUAUAGACAGGUGUGUGAAUUUACCACAGAUGGACUCCAAUCAAGUUGUAGAAACAUCUCAAGGAUGACAAAUGGAAACAGGAUGCACCUGAACUCAAUUUCGAGUCUCAUAGCAAAGGGUCUGAAUACUUAUGUAAAUAUGGUAUUUCUGUUGUUUAAUAUAUAUAUAUAUAUAUAUAUAUAUAAUCAAUUUUAGAAUAAGGCUGUGGGCGAAUCUAUUUAUUAGUAUAGCCUACAUGGUGUAUUUUACCAACAUAAAUUAACAAAUGGCAAACAAACAUUGCACUUUGCAGUCGUAUCAUGAGAACAAUUGAACCAUGAAGUAAGCCCACUGUUAUUAUUUUAAACUUUGUUUCUGUCUUCCUGUGUUUUCAUUGUUGGUCAAUGCUUAUAAGAUUGUUGCAGUCUUGUUAACAUUACAUCAUAAAACUGUUAUAUGGGUA